This is a messenger RNA of Prunus avium (sweet cherry), 1970 nucleotides long. It is a transcript of the gene PDE318, whose product is annotated as P-loop containing nucleoside triphosphate hydrolases superfamily protein. Gene Ontology annotation, molecular function: GTP binding. The record is from RefSeq and is a predicted model, not a curated record. Lineage: Eukaryota; Viridiplantae; Streptophyta; Magnoliopsida; Rosales; Rosaceae.
AAAGUCGAUAACUCUCUCAAAACACUCGAUAAACCCCAAAAACCUCUCUUACUUGGCCAUUCUUUUGCUCUACCAGAGCUAAAACAAAUUCUUCAGAAGCUGCUGGACUGAGGAGAGAGGAGGAUGAGCAGGGCUUGUAGUCUCUUCCAAUUGUGCCAGAAUCCAAACGGAUUACUACUCAGAAGCUCUAAAUUUUCCAAAGGUCCUUACUUGAUACCUAGUGCCAGAAUUUAUCCAGUCCUGUGCUUCUCUAAGGAAAUACAAACUUCCGCAUAUGAAGUUGUCAAGGGAAGCUAUGUACCCACAGCCUUGGUUAAACCAGAAAGCAAACCGAAGGACAAAUCACCAGAAAAUCUUGAAGGAGUUGGUGCAUUCCAAAAGCUACCCAUGGUGAUGCCAUCUGUUGACAUUCUGUAUUCUGCACUAAGAAAGGCUAAGAGGAUUUCACCAACAAAGGGUAUUGCCAAUAUUGCAAAGCGGGAAAGAAAUAGAGGUGCAAAGCAACUUGAUGCAUUGAUGAAAGAAUUAGCAGUGCCCUUGAGAACUUAUUCAGAGAAUUUUCCAAAUAAAAAGUAUCUUCACCCUUAUGAGCGAUCUCUUAUUGAAUUAACUCUUGGGGAUGGAAAUUAUGAAGAGGUGUUGGGAAAGGUGGAUUCUCUGAGGAAGAAGGUUGUUUCUGUUGGAAAAGAACAUGCAUCUCUUUGUGCUAAGUCAUUGUCAAAGAAAGAAGCAGAGGAAAGGCUAACUGAGGGCAUAAAGAAAGUUGAAGAGACAUUUAAUCGUGGAGGAAAACAUGUCGAUGAUUUGUUACACAUAGCCAAGACUCUGCGAGCAAUGCCGGUAGUUGAUCUAGAAUCACCGACACUUUGUCUUGUCGGAGCACCGAAUGUCGGGAAGUCGUCUUUGGUCCGCAUACUCUCCACAGGGAAGCCUGAGGUUUGCAACUACCCUUUUACAACAAGAGGAAUUCUGAUGGGUCACAUUAUUUCAAACCAUCAAACUUUUCAGGUGACAGACACUCCUGGGCUGCUCAAGAGAUGUGAUGAGGACAGAAAUAAUCUGGAAAAAUUGACGCUUGCUGUGCUCUCGCAUCUGCCAACGGCAAUACUCUAUGUCCAUGACCUCUCCGGACAAUGUGGAACCUCACCUUCUGAUCAGUUUGUCAUAUACAAAGAAAUAAAGGAGAGGUUUAGCGAGCAUCUGUGGCUUGAUGUUGUGUCCAAAUGUGAUCUGUUGCAAAAGUCUCCAGUGCUAUUUGCUACUGAUAAGGGUGAUGAUUCUGAUCUUGAGCUGGAAAGGUACCGGAAAUUGGGUCCUGAUGGAGUUCUUCAUGUGUCAGUGACAAAUGAAGUAGGGCUCACUGAGUUGAAGAGUAGAGUGCAUGAGAUGUUGAACUCUCAGAUGACAAGGAUCCAAUUUCAAGAAAAGCUGGAAGUUCUUACUUGAGAGAGCAAUCACUGAAAUAUAAACAAUAUCGGUUUCCGCUUCUGAUGAAAUGAAAAUCAAAUUACAAAUUUGAUCAUCCCCAAGGAUGUUUUCUGCCUCUGGUGAAAUGACAAUCAAUUUACAAAUUUUGUCAUCCCCAAGGAAGGGAAGCCAAUUGUGAGUUUGGCUUCCGGACUAUCGGAAGAUCUGCAGCAUGCAGGUGCUUGUCUAUAAUACACACUCCUGACUUUUCAGAUUUUUUGGUCUACUUGUGAUCUUCAGUCUCUAAUUAGGUACCGAGAAGCUGAGUUAACUGCUUUGCAAAUUGUAUUACCUUUGCUAAUUGGAAAAGAGCUGUACUAAAUCACAGUCGUUCAUAUUUGCUUGGACAACUAUGAACCAUUUAAAGAUAUAUCGAAUAGGUUCAGCUGUUUUGUCCAGCCAAAUUACAUGUUUUGUCGAGUUAAAUUUUUAGCUCCCUGUUGAUGAUUAUAUGUAUAAUUUUAGAUUACUUAACGAGCUCGUCCAGGUGUAUUUUUCUUUCC